Molecule: messenger RNA, 1491 nt
Organism: Oncorhynchus gorbuscha (pink salmon)
Lineage: Eukaryota; Metazoa; Chordata; Actinopteri; Salmoniformes; Salmonidae
Product: oxysterol-binding protein-related protein 10-like
Exons: 7
Coding region: 151-1473 (440 amino acids)
Cellular component (GO): intracellular membrane-bounded organelle; cytosol; membrane
Molecular function (GO): cholesterol binding
Source: RefSeq, a predicted model, not a curated record
AGAUCUCCCACAGAGAAGCAGGUGACCAGUAGAGGAGGGACACCUCUUCCACAUGUUCCCUCUCCAGCACACAUCAACAAGGAGGUGGUCAGCAACUCUGUGCCCCAGCAGGCCCCUCCCACCCCAGAGUCUAUAGACCCCAGUGAAGAGAUGACAGACACAGAGGACAACGAGGAAGAGGACCUGGGAGUCAGAGAGGACCAACGGAACAUGAUCCUUCACCUGCUGUCGCAGCUCAAACUGGGCAUGGACCUCACACGGGUGGUACUCCCUACCUUUAUCCUGGAGAAGCGUUCCCUCCUAGAGAUGUACGCUAACUUCAUGGCUCACCCAGACAUGUUCCUGAACAUCACCACGGGAACCACCCCAGAGGAGCGCAUCGUCCGAUUCGUGGAAUACUACCUGACCGCCUUUCACGAGGGGCGCAAGGGUGCCGUGGCCAAGAAACCCUACAACCCCAUCCUGGGAGAGAGUUUCAGGUGUUCCUGGGACGUCCCCCGAGAGAGAGUCCACCCACUGAGGACCAUGAGCUCUGUCCCUAACACUAACACGACACCCACUUCAAACCCCGCCCCUAACCCCGCCUCUUCCUCUAGAGGCUCUUCCCCUAACCCCGCCUCUUCCUCUAGAGGCUCUUCCCCUAAACCCGCCUGUUCCUCUAGAGGCUUUUCCCCUAACUCCGCCUCUUCCUCUAGAGCCUCCCGCCGGACAGGGACGGAGGGCGGGGGUGCUCAGACAGAGGACUGUUACCGGGUAAGGUUCGUGGCGGAGCAGGUGUCACACCACCCACCCGUCACUGGGUUCUACUGCGAGUGUAAAGAGAGGAACAUGUGCGUCAACACCCACGUCUGGACCCGAAGCAAGUUCAUGGGCAUGUCCAUCGGAGUGUCUAUGGUCGGGGAAGGUGUUCUACGUCUGUUGGAGCAUGAUGAGGAGUAUGUGUUCACUCUGCCCUGUGCCUACGCCCGCUCCAUUCUUACCGUACCCUGGGUGGAGCUGGGAGGGAAAGUCAACAUCAGUUGUGCCAAGAGUGGAUACUCUGCCACCGUUACCUUCCAUACUAAACCCUUCUAUGGAGGAAAGAUACACAGAGUGACAGCGGAGGUGAAGCACAACCCGACGGGGACCAUAGUGUGUAAGGCCCAAGGGGAAUGGAACGGUACCCUAGAGUUCACCUACAGCAGUGGAGAGACCAAGGUCAUCAACACCUCCAAGCUGCCUGUCAUCAGGAAGAAGAUACGCCCCUUGGAGAAACAGGGACACUACGAAUCACGGCGUCUGUGGCAGCAUGUCACCUCAGCUCUGAGAUCAGGAAACAUUGACUCUGCUACAGAGCACAAACACUGUCUGGAGGAGAGGCAGAGAGCAGAGGGCCGACAGAGAGCAGCCUCCAACACACCCUGGACACCCAAGUACUUCAUCAAGGAGGGCGAGGGCUGGGUGUAUCACAACCCCUUGUGGAAGACCCACUGACGAGGGAGGGGCCUCGGG